This is a messenger RNA of Odontomachus brunneus, 2589 nucleotides long. It is a transcript of the gene Pvf1, whose product is annotated as vascular endothelial growth factor A-like. Bases 396 to 1379 code for a protein of 327 amino acids. NCBI's taxonomy places the organism in Eukaryota, Metazoa, Arthropoda, Insecta, Hymenoptera, Formicidae. Gene Ontology annotation, cellular component: membrane. The record is from RefSeq and is a predicted model, not a curated record. Gene Ontology annotation, molecular function: growth factor activity; growth factor receptor binding. The transcript has 6 exons. Gene Ontology annotation, biological process: positive regulation of cell population proliferation; positive regulation of protein autophosphorylation.
AUAGCGGUGGUAGCACCUGAAGAACGUGACGUCUCAUGCGAGCGCGCUCGUGAUACUAACGUCCCUGCUGCUGUGAACCUCACGCGCCUACGCGCCAGGCAAGAAAUACGCGCGCGACGUGUCAGCUCCAUCAGUCGAUCGCGCGGCGCGAGCACACGGUGGAACGUUCAGGUGCAUAUCAGUUUGGUAUCAUACUCAUCGAGCACUUAUCGCGCUCUCGGAAGCGGUGACUCUCGCAAAGCUUCACACCAAACAGUCGUGACGGGACCGAUCAGUCCGUCGAUAGAACAAUCGUUAAUAAUAGUAAUUAUCGUAUCGACGUGAUUACAACGUGAGUUUUACGUGUCGGUGGAGUGAGGAAAUCCGAGGGAAAGAAAAGUGUGUGACGAUAAAGCAUGCAACCACAACGAUUCAGGACGACGUUCGGCCGCCAGCUGCUAUGCUUAUUCGUGAAAAUGCUACUUUUUGGAAUACUCUGCGGAUUCGUCGUGGUAUCUAUCAGCGCUCAGUACCACGGCGUUCCCGACGACAUAGUCUUCCCCGGACCGGUCAGUUCGAAACCGAGGAACAAACCCGCGACGAGCUACGUCCUCGGCAACGAAGCGCAGAUACCGGUCGAGUUAGCUUCUAGGUUAAACUCCAUAAACACGACAGAAGAAUUUCUGCAACUGCUUCAAGAUAUUCCGGCGAACGAAAAGAAGCUCACAUUCACUAGUAGAAUCGGCGAGGGCGAAGAACGAUCGAACGCGUUGAAGCCGCUGUCGGCUAAAUGCAUGCCCGAACUGCAAACUGUUUCUCUGAAACUAAAUGAUGAUCCUGGAACCAUCGUGUAUCCGUCUUGUACGCGAAUCAAUAGAUGCGGCGGCUGUUGCAGCAGCUCUCUGUUGUCUUGCCAACCAACGGCCUCGGAGACGCGAAAUUUCGAGGUGAUCGUGACCACUCUGUCACUACACUACCGGUACCAGCAAAUCGUGCCUCUAGAGGAACACACCGCGUGCAAGUGCGGCUGCAGAAUCAAGGAGGAGCAUUGCAACGAGAAGCAGCACUACGAACAGAAAAACUGCAUAUGCGUGUGCGACAAUGUGGACGAGGAAACGAAGUGCAUACGGAACAAUGAGACGAAAAUGUGGGACCCAGACUUAUGCGUUUGUUCGUGCAGGAGAACCACGCCGUGCAACACCGGCUACUACUUCGACCACAACACGUGCAGAUGUCGACAGAUAACGUUCUCUAGACCGGUAAACAGAUUUUCACCCACGAAAAGUUCGAAUUAUAAUUUUGAUAACACCCAGCAACCACAAAACGUACCGCCCGUGAUAAUCCCAUUGGACGCCACGGAUCCUAGAAGAAGGCACAAGGAGGAUCCGGAAUACGAGUGAUACGGGAAUUCAGACGAACACACGGACUACAAGACUGCUAAAGUGCAUCUACGCUUUGUUGUUAGUCUCUUUACAACCAUAGUGUUGCGCGGAUUUCAUUUUGAGUAACAGCAAUUAUAAGUAACGAAUUCAAUCUGAAGAUUGAUUGAAGAUUUACCUACAAGGGAAAAUAAUAUAAAAUCGUUCUAGGAUCUUUGCAUUUAGGAGAUGUAAAUGGAAAUUUGUGUUAUUUAGGUUCCCUAGAACAAUUCUAUACUGAACUCAGAAUUAGAUAAAACACACUUCGGGAUUUUCCCUUGUUAAAUAGAAUAAUGAAUAAAUCCGCACUUUUAUCUUACGCAUGUGCACGCACGUGCACGCACGUUCUUAUUGAAAUUGACUUGAAUAUAAUUGCAUUUUGUUCCUUAUUUGUUACUACUUUUAGUCAGGAGUAAGUACAUACGUACGCUCGAGAUGAUUCAUAUAGAAUAUUAUUCAAAUAGGAUAUUAUAUAAAAACUUUUUUAAAUUUAGUAAAUUAAAAUUUAUUAAAUAAAAGGAAUAUUAUAUAUCGCGCGCAUGCGCGAUUAAACUUUCGAUCGUUUAUUUUCGAUUAUUUUAAUGAAGGAUAUUUCUUCCCUCUUUCACUUUUAUUCAUAAAUCUAAAGAUUCUUACUUACAUAGAAAUCUUCCAUUCGAAUUUUUCUUUCAAUAAAAAUUUAUUCAAGUAAUGUCCAACUUUGUCAGUUACGGAGAACAAUGUUUUUAUUAAUGUGACGCCUCGGAACUGGAACAGCUGAUUAUCUCACUCAAUGUGUUGCGUUUUCAGAUAGAUUUCAAAUAGAUGGUUUUAUCUCCGAAGCACUGAGCGACACGGACUGUUUCAUUUUCUAAGUGUUAUUUUGUUAUAUCAUUGCGUAUGUUUACUAUUGAAUAAAGACCCAGUGGUCGUUCAAGGACAUAAUCGCCCGUGAAUAUAUUGUGGACAAUACUAUUUAUAUUAUAAAAUUACUAUUCUUGCAUUUAGUCUUUCGAUGACAUAAGAACUGUUUAUUAUCUGUUUUACAUGUCACAUAAGACGUUUGUUUGUAUCUUGAUUAUGUCUAUCACCAUACUUUGUAAAAUUAUUGUAAAAUUAUUUGAUCUAAGGUUUGAGAGAAUUUGUCACAAAACGCUGAAUACGAUACGCUUUAAUAAUAAGAUACGCAUAACAAUAAAGUUGUGAUAUUACA